AUGGCCAUCGGUGCGCGGAGGGCUUUUGCCUCUUCCGCCCGCCGCCUCGUCUCCGCUCGCCUCGUAUCCCCGUUCGCCCCGCGCUUUCCAACUUCCGCAUCACCCCUCGACGCUGCACCGAAUUGCCACCCCCUUCCCUCCGCUGUCCAAUUUUACGCGGAUGGCGCUGUUUCCCCCUCAGGGUGCCGUGCUUACUCCGCCGGGGGGGAAGCGCUGGGGUCGUCGGGCAGCGGGGCGUGGGCGCAGGCAGGGGGGAUGGAGGGGAAAACUGCGGGCGAGGGCGGCGAGCGGAGCGGAUCCGCCACCACCCACUUCGGGUACCGCGCGGUGCGCGAGGAGGAGAAGGCAGAGCUGGUGGGGGGAGUGUUCUCGUCGGUGGCGGACAAGUAUGACGUCAUGAAUGACGUCAUGAGCGGGGGCCUGCACCGCCUGUGGAAGGACAGGCUGGUGCGAGCGCUGCACCCCUUCCCCCACAUGCACCACCUGGACGUGGCUGGCGGCACAGGCGACAUUGCGUUCCGAGUGCUGAGGGCCAUUCGCGAGGCCGAGGCGGAUCCACGGCGCAUGGCGGCGGCUGCAGGCACAGGGAGGAGCAGCGGGGAGGGGUGGGGCGAGGCAGGGAGGGGGGCGCGGGUGAUAGUGUGUGACAUCAAUGCGGACAUGCUGCGCGUGGGGCAGCUCAGGGCGCAGCAGCAAGGUGUGGCAGCACAGAGGCUAAGGGCGAGGAGUCCACCAGCCAUUGCAUGUGCCUCAGCACAGGUCACCCCCUUCUCAUUUUCAUGUGCUCGCGUUCCCCCCUGCCACCACCUUUCCACACCUUAUAUCUUGUGCCUGUGGACCUCCCCUACCCUCUCCACACCACCACAACCCCCUCCCGUCGUCCCAGGCCUGGCAUCAGAUGCGGCGCUGGAGUGGGUGCAGGGCGAUGCGGAGGACAUGAGUGCGGUGCUGCCAGACGGCAGUGUGGACGCUUACUCCAUUGCCUUUGGCAUCCGCAAUGUCACGCGCAUCCACCGCGCCCUCGCAGAGGCCCACAGGGUGCUGCGCAAGGGAGGCCAGUUUGCAUGCCUGGAGCUCAGCCACGUGGAGGACCCUCUCUUCAGGGCACUCUACGACACGUACUCUUUCAAUGUCAUUCCAGCCAUUGGCCAGGCAGUCACUGGGGACAGGGCAUCAUAUCAGUAUCUUGUGGAGAGCAUUCGCAAGUUCCCAACCCAGAGGAAAUUCGCUCACAUGAUGGAGCAAGCAGGAUUCAGAAAUGUGUCAUACGAGAACAUGACAGGCGGUGUUGUGGCACUUUUUACAGGCUUCAAGUUGUAG
This is a messenger RNA of Closterium sp. Naga37s-1, 1320 nucleotides long. The record is from the annotation of a GenBank genome assembly. NCBI's taxonomy places the organism in Eukaryota, Viridiplantae, Streptophyta, Zygnematophyceae, Desmidiales, Closteriaceae.